Molecule: messenger RNA, 904 nt
Organism: Hevea brasiliensis (rubber tree)
Lineage: Eukaryota; Viridiplantae; Streptophyta; Magnoliopsida; Malpighiales; Euphorbiaceae
Product: protein yippee-like At4g27745
Exons: 4
Coding region: 287-607 (106 amino acids)
Source: RefSeq, a predicted model, not a curated record
AUCAGAUCGUAAUCCACUUCUAUUAUAUAAUGAUCAUUGAAUACAGUAUAAAUUUUGGUUUUCUUCUCUCUCCUUACCCACUGAAUCAGUUGCAAGGUUUUUGUAGCAAGUUUCUACGUUUCUUUGUCUUCUUCAACUUUUGGGUUAUUAUUGAAUUUCAUUGUUGGCAAAGAAUAUAUUCCUUCUGUGACUCUUGUUUUGAUCAUAUGCAGUAAAAGAACUGCAACUUUGCUUUCCACUUUCCAUCUCUUGGGAAUUUUUCUGCUUUACCUGAAAUUGUUCAUUAAUGGCGGAAUUGGUGGGUCCUCGACUGUACAGCUGUUGUAAUUGUCGAAACCAUGUUUCUCUUCAUGAUGAUAUAAUUUCCAAGGCUUUUCAGGGAAAAAAUGGCAGAGCCUUUCUGUUCUCCCACGCGAUGAAUAUCAUUGUGGGAGCUAAAGAAAAUCGGCAUCUCCGAACGGGUCUCCAUACUGUUGCUGAUAUCUGUUGUGCUGAUUGCCGUGAGGUUUUGGGUUGGAAGUACGAGCGAGCUUAUGACGUAUCUCAGAAGUACAAGGAAGGGAAAUUCAUUCUUGAGAAGUCAAAGAUUGUUAAGGAAAACUGGUAGCAACUGGCUGAGAUCCUCCUUCAACUUGUUCCACCAUUGAUUGUUAAGCAUAUAAACCUUGGUAAUGCUCAUGUUGUACAGAAAUUGUUCAUGGAAUUGAAUUUGUCAUUGUUUAUCUAUGUUCAUUCUUGCCGUGUUCCAUAUGUGAAAGAUGUUUGAAGUCUGGAAAAAAUUAUUUUCCCAGAAGCCUGUUGUUGCUGAUAUUGUUGCUCCGGUGUUCUAUCUCAUUAAGUUAAUUGACUGGAACUCCUGUAUAGAAAUUACAGAAAUAAUGAGAAAAGUCUCAUGUUUAUAUCC